Messenger RNA from Anopheles bellator, 1313 nucleotides. RefSeq lists its product as uncharacterized. NCBI's taxonomy places the organism in Eukaryota, Metazoa, Arthropoda, Insecta, Diptera, Culicidae. The transcript has 2 exons. The coding region runs from base 213 to 1073 and encodes 286 amino acids. The record is from RefSeq and is a predicted model, not a curated record.
AACGCAUCGCUGUUAACAGUUCAAGUACCAUUUUACAGUGAGGUAUUGCAUUAAGUCGGCGAAAAUUAAGUUCGUAUGAGUCAUCCAGCUCAACGUAACGUUUUAUCAAGUUAACCAAGAAACGAACAACAAAAACCAAGCACUUAUACAAGACGUCGGCAAGGGGUUGAUAGCGUCGUGCUUUUCGCAAAUUUCGCAGUAAAUCGCCGGCAAUGGCGUCCUCAAAUUUGGAAUCAGAAAUGCAACGCAGUCGCUCACCGCUCGAAUCCGUUGCUGAAGAGACUGAAGGAUAUCGUCCGAUUCCGGUCACUCCACAGACCGACUUAACGAGGAUACAGCUCCUCGUCGAGGACAGCAACCUGCAAUCUCUUACACCGACACUGGAGGCAGCGUUACGCCAUUUCAUCGCCAAUUAUCCUCGACCCGUCGCAGAGAUUAGCAAAAAUGAUCUGAUAAGGGUUGUUAUCUACGUAGUGGCGCUUGAAACGGGCCUCACACCACGGAACUGCCCAAUGCCAUCGUUUGGCAAGUCCAAGAUGCCACAGGUGUACCGAUCGUUCGACAAACGGCUUGUACACCACUUUGGUACUCAACUGUCGGUCGAUAGUUUCGCAAGCCAAUCGAAUUUAUACUCGAUGGAUCUCUGCUUGAUGCCGAUUCGUGUCGAUGAGAAUAAUUAUUUUGGCUGCAAGCUCACCUCUCUCGUUAGUGGCGAUUUGCUAAUCGUUAGUCUCGUCCCCGCCGGUGUUGUCCCCAUUAACAGUGGGUUCAGCGUUGCCCUUCCCAUCAGUCGAUAUGUGCCGUUGGUGAACACUGAGCGCCUAGCGGUUUGCUUUCAGCGGCUGAAAGAAUUGUCGUAUAGAUUAAAAACGGAGGUGUUCGUGCCUUUCCGGAACAACAUACAUCAUACAUGCCUUACCUACGGCUAUCCUUCAUUAAUUGGGUUACCGGUUGACAUACAUUUAGAACUGACCAAAUACUUGGACGGAUACUGUUUUGAACACUUAAGAGCCAGCUGUCCAUACUAUGGGUGCAACAAUGAAUGGACCGUGCGUUUAAAUUUUGUUUUCUAAAAUCAGAAUUUACGCCCGCUGAUAGAGCAGUCGUCACUUACCGGCCAUGGUUUCGAUUCUCGGUACCGGCCCGUAAAAACAGCACCAGAGAAAGCAUCAGAAACUAACAUAUUGUCUUAACGGACCUCUUAACGGUUGUUCCCGUAGAAGCGGAAGAAAAUCGGAAUAAAUUUCACUUGUAUAUUGUAAUAUAUUGGGUUUAGAUUAGCUUGGUUUUGUUGCUUAAGGCGAAUAAUGCGA